Aspergillus melleus is the source of this 1320-nucleotide messenger RNA. RefSeq lists its product as uncharacterized. Bases 1 to 1320 code for a protein of 439 amino acids. The transcript has a single exon. The record is from RefSeq and is a predicted model, not a curated record. NCBI's taxonomy places the organism in Eukaryota, Fungi, Ascomycota, Eurotiomycetes, Eurotiales, Aspergillaceae.
AUGCCGUCGCCAACGUCCUUUGCCGUAUCCCGGCAGGCUCCUCCCGUCAGGCCGUCUCGAUCCCUCGAGGGCAUGGAGCGGGUCAUCCCGCCCGUAUCGCCUGCUCGUCCUUCGCUCAAGCUGGACAAGCCUCUUCCCGAUCUGCCCUCGAAGCCGUUGCCGGCGACCCCGUCAAUGGAAGUCUCGACGGCAUGGAGCGACGACAGCAGCCUCGCCGACAGCUUCGAGAGUCGACGCCCUUCGAACGCAUCGGCCGUCAGCUAUCCGGUCGUCGUUCGGUCACCCUCCGACGAUCUGGCCGAGCUAGUCGAUCAUACCCCGGCAGCCAAUCUAGAUCGUUCGUCGCCCAUCGAGCCUUUCUCCAAGCCUCGUCCGGCACCUUUGGCUUUCGCAACUGUAUCCCAGGACCCAUAUGCCAGCUCUCAGCCCUGGACUCCCAAUCGGUCGCGUCCCAAUCACUAUUUCCGAGAGAAGAAGUGGGAUUUCUUCCCGGAGCUGGCCAUUCCGUCGGAGCUGCCACCGAGAUCGCCCAAGCUUCCGUCCAAGCAACGGAAGAAGGAUGCCAGUCGAUUGAAUCUGGGAACAUUCGACUUUGCGAAGAAGGGAAGUCGCUGGAAUACCGAACGCGGCGGACUCACCCUGGCGCAUGACAUGCGGAAGUCGAUCCGAUCGUAUGUUCAACGAAGGAUCUCGAAGCACUCCGUCGAUAAAGAGAAAGCAAAACGGGCACGACCAGCUACCGCCCCCUCGGAAUACACGCAGAAGUGUCACCCGACGCCUCGAGUACCGUCCAGCAACUACUCCGACAAUGACAGCAUUGUUUCCCCAAGGAACGACCUCGAUUCGGCCGAGAAUCUGACACGGCUAUCCAUAUCAACCAUAUCUAGUUCCGAGAGUCCGGGGAAGCCGUUGGAGCCGGUCGCUUUCCAUCGACGAAAACAGCUGGCCGUACCUAUGUCACCGUAUCAAAAGUAUGGUGCAGCAAUCUGGGAGAAGUCGGGUCGCGAGAAGCGAAUCAGCUACCGACAAACCCAGAAUGUACGAUUCCCGCGGUAUCACAAGAAGCCCUCGUCUUCUAAACCAGAGGGGAUUGUGAAUGCCACAGCUCCAUUGUCGCCACCACCACGCUCACCGGUCCAACAGAAUCCGCUGAGAGCUCUGCAAGAUGGAACGAGUCAAGUCCUAGUCGCAGCGAAGCAGAAGAUGAUCGGAGCUCGAGUGGAUCGAAAACGGAUGGAGCUGAAAUCGCAAAUCCGCCUAGUCGGACCGGUCAGCCCACCGAAUUCCUUUGAACGCGAUGGAGUCGAUCCUUGGAUCUAG